CUUGCUUCUACCGUCGUCCUCGUGUUCUCUAGAUCUAUCGUUACCGUUGGAUCCACGGUGACUUUCCCCUCGUUGAUCUCGUGAACUUCUCGAGUGUGGUGGGGUUGAACCGUUUUGUGGAGUAUUUAUUCUCUCCAGAUCAGUCGUUACUUUACUUAGACCCCCACGGUCCAGCGUUACUGGGACUUAAUCACAUAGAUUCUCCUCCCCCGGUCUUGAAUCAUGUCCCACAUUGAUAUCACCAAAGACCUGUCGGCCCUCUUCAACAAACAGGUUCUCGCGACCCCCGACGCCCUCGCCUUGGAAGACGGAGAGACCACCUAUACCUAUAAUGAGUUGGCACAGGAGGUGGACCGCCUGGCUCAACGCCUGCGCGAUUACGGUGUGAGUCGGGACAGUCUGGUGGGCGUCCUGCUGCCGCGGAGUGCCCAUUAUGUCAUUGCCUGUCUGGCCGCUCUUCGGGCGGGAGGCGCCUUUCUGGUCCUCGAGCUGGCCUACCCGCCGGAUCUGCUGGCCGAUGUGUUGGCGGAUGCCACCCCGGCCGUCGUCCUCACCCACAAGGCGGAAGCGGCCAAGGUCGGUGGCAGCGCUCCCUUGAUCCUGCUUGACGAACCGCUGGCGGAAGUCAAUGGACAUGCGAAGGAAGCGUCCCCGCUGCCGGCGGACGAUGACCUCGACCGACUGGCCUUUGUGUCCUACUCCUCCGGCACCACGGGCAAGCCGAAGGGCAUCGCCAACCCCCACCGCGCCCCCGUGUAUUCUUACGACCUGAGAUUCACCGUCCAGGACCUCCACCCCGGCGAUCGUGUCGCCUGUAACGUCUUCUUCAUCUGGGAGAUCCUCCGCCCGCUCUUGCGGGGCGCCACCGUGGUGACCGUGCCCGACGAAAUCAGCUACGAUCCGGCGGCGCUGGUCGAUCUCCUGGAAUCCAAGCACAUUACCGAAACCUUGAUGACCCCCACCCUGUUGGCCACUGUCCUGGUCCGACACCCCCAUCUGGACACCCGUCUGCCCCAGCUCCGCACCUUGUGGCUCAACGGCGAGGUGGUCACCACCGAUCUCGGACGGCGGGCCACCAAGUGUCUGCCCAACACCCGCUUGCUCAAUUGCUACAGCACUUGCGAGACCCACGAGGUCGCCUGUGGCGACAUUCGGGAGAUGUUGACGAGCGACGCGCAGUACUGCCCCGUGGGACCGCCCCUGGACCCGGAGCGGACGUACAUUCUGGACCAGGAGGGUCAGCAGCUACCCGUGGGAGUGAGUGGGGAGCUGUUUGUCGGAGGCCCGCUCCUCGCCCGGGAGUACCUCAACCUGCCCGAGGCUACCCGCAAGGCCAUCACCCCCGACCCCUUCGACCAGACCCCGGGAUCCCGGAUGUACCGCACCGGCGAUAAAGCCCGCAUCCUGGACUCGGGCUUCCUCGAGAUCACCGGGCGCGUGGGGGACAUGAUCAAGCUCCGCGGGUAUUCCGUCGUGCCCGCCAAGGUCGAAAACGAAAUCAUCAAGCGCCUGGCGGUCAGCAGCUGUGCCGUGUUGGCCCACGGCGACGGCCUGGAAAAGGAGCUGGUGGCGUACGUGGUCCGCGACCGGGACGAUUCCGCCGAUCGGCCCCAGAUCGAGAUCAACCCGUCGGGCCACAGCCCGGUCGCCCGCCGCGCGCUGCUGCCGUACCUAGCGCAGUACAUGAUCCCGGCCCAGUGGGUGGAGUUGCACGAGCUACCCACCCACGGGGUCUCGGGCAAGGUCGACCGCAAGGGCCUGCCGCCGCCACGGAGUGCCAGCCCGGCCGUCAACGGCGCGGAGGAGUCGGAGCGCGAUCCGAUCGGCCUCGACCAUAUCGCCGCCUUCUGGGCGGCCAGCCUGAAGACGUCGCAGUCCCUCCUGCGGCGCGAAGACAACUUCUUCGACCUGGGUGGACACUCGCUGUCCAUCGCGGAUCUCGCGUCGCGGCUGACGCGAAACUUCGGCUUCACGGUCCCGAUCGCCCGCCUGGCCGAGAACGCCACCCUGGACGGCCAUCUGCAGACCGUCCGCGCGGUGCGCGACGGACACACCGCGGCGGUGCAGGCCGAUCUCCCCGCCUUCCUGCGUGCCGACUCAACCCUCGACGAGGACAUUCGACCCACCGGUGCCCGCAUCUGCUCCGUCACGGACGCCGACACCGUCCUGCUCACCGGUGUCACCGGAUAUCUGGGCGCGUUCCUCCUCCACGACCUGCUGGAGAGCACCACCGCCCGGAUCAUCUGUCUGGUCCGUUUCACGGACCCGGCGGGCGACGACCGAUCGGGUGGUGUGGCGCGCAUCCGGCGCAAUCUCCUGGACAUGGGCCUGUGGCGUGAUUCCAUCAUGGAGCGGGUGGAGGUUCUCCCGGGUAACCUAUCGCGACACCGCCUGGGCCUCUCGCGCGACACGUUCGACGCGCUGGCGAGCCGCGUGCAAGUCAUCGUCCACGCCGCCGCAACGGUCAACCUCGUGUAUCCGUACGCCGCCCUGCGCGCGGCCAACAUCGGCGGUACCAAGGAAAUCCUGCGCCUCGCUUCCCAAGGCGGCGCGACCGUGCAAUACGUCUCGACGAACGGCGUGCUCCCGCCGCACCCAAGCGAGAAGGGCUGGACCGAGGACGCCACGUUGGACGUGGACGAAGUCCCCACCAAGCUCCUCGACGGAUACGGACAGACCAAGUGGGUGGCAGAGCGGCUGGUCCUUGAAGCCGGCCGUCGCGGCCUCCCGGUCAAGGUUCACCGCGCGGGCACAAUCAGCGGUCACAGCCAGACGGGCGCUGCGAACGCGUGGGACCUGCUCUCCGCGCUCUUCGUCGAAUCCAUCAAACUGGGCUAUGCCCCCGACGUCGACGGCUGGCGCGCGGAGAUGACCCCCGUCGACUUUGUCAGCAAGUCCAUCAUCCACCUCUCCGCCCAGACCCACGCCGAGACCACUGUCUUCCACCUCGGCGAUCCCAGCCCCGUUAGCACGCGCUCCGUCUUCGACCACCUUGCCGAGCUCGGGUAUCCCACGCGACGCCUGGGCUGGGAGGACUGGGUCGCGCUGUGGACGGAGAAGCGCGGGUCCGUCAAAGGCGGCGACGGCGCCUUUACAGUCGACAUCCUUCGCAGCGGCAUGCCCACCGUCGACUUCCUCAAGGGCAUCGUUGUGCUCGACAACGCCGCCACGCGCCCCUUCCGCGCAGUUGUCGAACGCCCCAAGGUCGACAGCGUCCUGAUGGAGACGUACACCCGCCACUGGUUCGCCCGCGGCUGGCUCUCCAAGCCCCCCUCCCGCACCACCCCGCUCCCAAUCCGCCCGCGCGGGCCCCUCAGCGGCCGCGUCGCCGUCAUCACCGGCGCGUCCUCCGGCAUCGGCGCAGCGGUCGCCAAGGCCCUCGCCAGAGAAGGCUGCCACGUCGCGCUGGGCGCCCGUCGCCUCGACGCCCUCAAAUCCAUCCAGCAACAGGCCCAAUCCCACGGCGUGAAAGCCAUCAUCCGCGCCACGGACGUAACCAACAAGUCCCAAGUCGAAGACCUCGUCCGCAGCGCGCGCAGCGAGCUCGGCCCCGUCGACUACAUCAUCGCCUGCGCAGGCGUCAUGUACUUCACGCUCAUGGCGAACACGCAGACCGACGAAUGGGAGCGCACAGUCGAUGUCAACUGCAAGGGUCUGCUCCACGCGCUGUCGUCCACCGUGCCGGACAUGCUCGCGCGCGGCUCCGGCCACGUCGUCGCCAUCUCCUCCGACGCAGGCCGCAAGGUGUUCCCCGGGCUGGGCGUCUACUCCGCCAGUAAGUUCUUCGUCGAAGCCACGCUGCAGGCGCUGCGUGUUGAGACCGCGGGCACCGGGCUGCGCGUUACGGCUAUUCAACCGGGUAAUACCCAGACGGAUUUGCUGGGUAUGUCGACCGACGAGGAGGCUGUCAAGAAGUACGGUGGUGCCUCCGGAGCGCAGAUUCUGAGCCCGGAUGAUGUGGCGGGUGCGAUUGUUUAUGCGCUGCGCCAGCCGGCGCAUGUUUCUGUUAAUGAGGUGUUGAUUGAGCCGAGGGAUGAGCCCAUUUGAGCGUUAGAUGUUAUAGAUAGAUACGAAUUACGCUGCUUGGUAUAUUUGAUUAACUACAUUCCGCUUAUAUAGUAGGUACUAUGCAAUGAUAGAAG
Molecule: messenger RNA, 4142 nt
Organism: Aspergillus candidus
Lineage: Eukaryota; Fungi; Ascomycota; Eurotiomycetes; Eurotiales; Aspergillaceae
Product: non-ribosomal peptide synthetase
Exons: 1
Coding region: 223-4047 (1274 amino acids)
Source: RefSeq, a predicted model, not a curated record